Molecule: messenger RNA, 3511 nt
Organism: Sinocyclocheilus anshuiensis
Lineage: Eukaryota; Metazoa; Chordata; Actinopteri; Cypriniformes; Cyprinidae
Product: protein Wnt-7a-like
Exons: 4
Coding region: 627-1676 (349 amino acids)
Biological process (GO): neuron differentiation; multicellular organism development; positive regulation of JNK cascade
Cellular component (GO): extracellular region
Molecular function (GO): frizzled binding; cytokine activity
Source: RefSeq, a predicted model, not a curated record
AAGCUGGAGCCUGGAGUUACUGCGAUAUGAUCUACGCCAAAGAGCGCACAGAGAAUAUACCUUUCUUAGAUUUAUCACGGUAUUAUAGCUAUAGAGUAUAGAUACUUAUUGUAGUGACACGUCUGUCGCUUAUUACUCGGCUGUCGUAUCUCAAAUCAGAUUUUUACCUCCCUACACACCGUAGGCUACUUCUAUGCAUGCGUGUUGUUUGGUUGAACGCGUGCUCGUGGUGUGUUUUGAAGCCAUAAGUCGCGUUAUCAACCUGCUACUCGGCUUCAGGAGCGCACAGACGUAUAAAGGAAUAUCGGAAAGUUUAAUUUCCUCCAGAAAACACCUUGAUAGAUUUAACAGAUAAAGGAUCUGCUGGAAAGCGUGCUGUGAGUGUAAACCCGGGUAGUUAAUCGAGACGCGUAAAAGUGAUACAGAAGUUGUACAUAUGCAGAAUAACAUUAAUCUCCGCACGUCCCGAAGGAUAUCAGCUCAGGUGUUCACGUCAAGUUUUCACGGAGUUUUGCAUCCCUCCAAGGACUUGCUUUGCUUGUGAUAAAGCCUCGCGUCCACCAGUUAGGCUACCCAUCAGGAGACUACUAUCAUUUCACAGUCUAUUAACAAAGUACAGGUUGAACAUGAGCAGGAAAACACGUCGCUGGAUUUUUCACAUUUUCCUCUGUUUGGGGAUUAUAUAUCUGAAGAUUGGGGGCUUUUCCUCCGUGGUUGCGUUGGGAGCAAGUGUUAUCUGUAACAAAAUUCCUGGUUUGGCCCCUCGUCAAAGGACUAUCUGUCAAAGCCGGCCUGACGCUAUCAUUGUCAUUGGAGAAGGAGCGCAAAUGGGAAUCAAUGAGUGUCAGUUUCAAUUCAAAAAUGGAAGGUGGAACUGCUCGGCCCUCGGGGAAAGAACUGUCUUUGGAAAAGAGUUGAAAGUGGGAAGUAAGGAAGCAGCCUUCACCUACGCCAUUAUCGCUGCCGGGGUCGCCCAUGCCAUCACAGCGGCCUGCACUCAGGGUACGCUGAGUGGCUGUGGUUGUGACAAGGAGAAGCAGGGCUUCUACAACCAAGAGGAGGGCUGGAAGUGGGGAGGAUGUUCAGCUGAUAUUCGCUAUGGUCUGAGCUUCUCAAAGGUGUUUAUAGAUGCACGGGAGAUCAGGCAGAAUGCCAGGACACUCAUGAACCUUCAUAACAAUGAAGUGGGACGCAAGGUCUUGGAGAAGAGCAUGCGUUUAGAGUGUAAAUGUCACGGUGUAUCUGGAUCCUGCACCACCAAGACUUGCUGGACCACUCUCCCAAAGUUCCGGCAGUUGGGUUACAUCCUCAAGGAGAAGUAUAACCACGCCGUACAUGUGGAACCGGUCCGAGCCAGUCGGAACAAGAGACCUACAUUUCUGAAGGUUAAAAAGCCUUACUCGUACCGGAAGCCCAUGGACACGGAUUUGGUGUACAUCGAGAAGUCGCCCAACUAUUGCGAGGCAGAUUCCAUGACGGGUAGCAUGGGAACCCAGGGCAGGAUCUGCAACAAGACUGCACAGCAGGCCAAUGGCUGCGACCUCAUGUGCUGCGGCCGAGGAUAUAACACACACCAGUACUCACGCGUGUGGCAGUGCAACUGCAAGUUUCUUUGGUGUUGCUACGUCAAGUGCAACACCUGUAGUGAACGGACAGAAGUGUACACGUGCAAGUGAAAUAUUUUUUGCUGGGGAAUUGAUACACACCUGUGACUAGUGCGGUAGAGGGUCUACAAGUGACACAACCGGAUGGCCACUGCUAUGGGUUCCAGGUAUUGAGAGGAAAGAGCAAUUUGCACUGGAAAUCGUGGGUCUGGUGGAGUCUAGACGGAGUAAUUGUAUGCAAUGCAUGCAGCUUUGCUCCAGAGUUCUGAUGAGGGCUUCGGUGUUGGUACCUGUAGACACCUUUCUGUUCCAGUACUGAGCAACAGAGCGAAGUAGCCUGCAAAGGCUUGAUCUGUAGACCGUGAGAAAGAUGUGGGGUGUGAUUAUUGAGGGCGUUCUGCUCAGUAGACAGCACAGAAGGUAUUUCUGAGGAACUUUUUUGGCCUGAGUGAUUGAUAUAACAAAUCUUACAACAUAAAAAACUGUAAAUGGACACAACAGUGAUAUUUAGCUUUUUAUUUAGAGAAAAUGGCUAAUGUUAAUUUAUUUAAUAAGGAAACUACUGAUUUUUCUCAUUGUGUUUACUAACUUGGAUUUAGCUCUUCUCCUGUUUAAUAUUGUGUGCUUUGGAUAGAAAUAAACUGACCAACUUUUACACUGUACAUCAUGUGCUUUAGCUUAGGGAUGAACCAACGACAAUGCACAAUACAAAAAAAGUGCACUGCACUCAAGGUGUAAUUACAAGUCUCUGAAAGAGGAGACUCUACUGUCUUUAAUGUAUCAUUGUAAGGCUUUUUGCUUCUAUUUUCCCAUCUCCUUAAGUGUCAACCCUUGCACAUAUAUUCCUAUGUACAAUUACACACUGGAAUUGGGCAUCGUGUUUGAAGGCUCAUUCCUUCCAAAGUGAAUAACUCUGUUUUUAACAUUGGUCCACAAGAACAUUUGUCUUAAAAUUGGAAUAGUCCAAUUAAAAUAAGCGAAUUUAAAUGGGAUCUAAAUUCUACCCACUUAAACUUUGAGACCUCAUUUGACACAAAGCUUUAUGCUAAUGAGGCCACAAGCUUCCCUCGCUUUUGGCUAAUAUUUGCUCUGUUAGAAAGAGAAAGAGAGAGAAUCAGUAAUUAAUUCACUUUUCGAAUGGAAUAGCCUCAAUACAGAUGCCCCACCUGCUACUGAUGUGGAAUGUUGAGAUCAGAUAACCAGUUCUAUUAAUGUUAUAUAUUAUAGGUAAUAUAACACUUUUUGCUGCUAGUUUUGUUUUGUUCUGCAACUGUAGUUAGUACUAGUAGUAUUUUGUGUGUUGUGACCAAAUGUGGUUGUCCAGACAGAUUGUCCCUGUGUUGAUAUAUAUUUUGUAAGAGAUUAUUUUUAUAUUUUAUUUAUUUUGUGUAAAGGAAAAACCCACUACCGAUGUCCUUUAGAUGGACAGAAAUUAGAGAGAUAAGCUAGAAACAGUGUGAUUGUGUCACGGUACCAGCUUGAGCAGUUUAUUGUAAUCUACAUCUCAAUGAAGUAUCACUCAUGGUGAUGUAGUUGCCAAGUACGUAAUAAUGAAAAAAAAAGACUGCAUAUAACAAUACGAUCAUACUGGCGUUCGAACAUGAAAACUUUCAAACGUAGCAUUUUCAUGACAAAGGUCCUGGAUGUGGGAUCAGUAAGGGAAACUGUUAUUAAAUAAUCCUGGGGCAAAACUCUCUGGUACUGACAAAAAUUCAUGACUGAGGGUUUUUACCAAAGAACAUCUGAAUUUGAGCUUGGCUUUUUGUCAAGAGCUUAAGAGCUGGAUGGCAUUGAUGUAAUAAUUAUUUUACAAGAAUCUGUGAUUUCAACAGAUGUUUUGCCAAAUUAAUUGUACUUCAUUAUUGUGUCAUCAUGUGUCCAACAGUGUUAAUAAAUAUUUCCUUGGC